Molecule: messenger RNA, 906 nt
Organism: Charadrius vociferus (killdeer)
Lineage: Eukaryota; Metazoa; Chordata; Aves; Charadriiformes; Charadriidae
Gene: BRI3BP
Product: BRI3 binding protein
Exons: 2
Coding region: 46-519 (157 amino acids)
Cellular component (GO): mitochondrion
Source: RefSeq, a predicted model, not a curated record
UUCUCAAGGUUGACAGAAAGGUUUGUGAAUGGGGUGGAUAUAUUAAUGGACACAUUCUGGAGAAUAUGGACUGAUUUGUUAGAUGUUCUUGGAAUUGAUGCCUCCAACUUGACUCAUUAUUUCAGCCCAGCAGCAAUUGCCAACAACCCCACCCGUGCUCUUCUGCUGAUCGGUGCCAUUUUACUUGCCUAUUGGUUUUUAUCUCUCUUCCUUGGAUUCUUCUUCUAUCUCCUGCACAUGCUGUUUGGUCGCUUUUUCUGGAUCGCGAGGGUUGCCCUUUUCACUCUCUCCUGCGUGUACAUCCUCCAGAAGUACGAAGGUGACCCGGAACACGCGGUCCUGCCUCUCUGCUUUGUUGUAGCAGUCUACUUCAUGACAGGUCCAGUUGGAUUUUACUGGAGAAGAAACAGCAACAGCAGCCUCGAGGAGAAGAUGGACCACCUCGAUAGUCAGAUCAGACUUCUGAACAUACGUCUUUCCAGGGUGAUUGAGAACCUGGACAGAGGCGGUGACCAAUGAACCAACCCCUAUAGACCACUGUACACCAGCUCUAGAAAAUUCCUAAGCACUGUCUCAUUUGAAGUUACAAAGCAACAAAACGUCACAUGGUAAAAAGUGUGCAAAGUUAUAACUUUUCAUCAUGUGUAAGACUAAUUUAUCUAGAUUAUACACAGCCAUUAUACUGUUAGGAAAAAAAACCAACAACAUUUAAAAAUUCAGCUGUAUAUUCAGAGAGUUUUAUCCAGUACUAGAAUUUUCUCAGUAGAGAAACGCUUACUUUUACAAGCAUUGAAAAACAUCUUUUGUAAAGUUUUUAUAAAAGCAAAUUGAGUAGUCUUUCAGAUAUGGAAAUUGAGCUAAACAUAUGCAAAUUUGACACUUAAAAAGUUAAAAAGAAAAAAAAAA